Molecule: messenger RNA, 1149 nt
Organism: Penicillium expansum
Lineage: Eukaryota; Fungi; Ascomycota; Eurotiomycetes; Eurotiales; Aspergillaceae
Exons: 1
Coding region: 1-1149 (382 amino acids)
Source: RefSeq, a predicted model, not a curated record
AUGCCGACCGAGCUCGCUCAUCAAAUCAUCGAUGACCUGCGAGUAUGGGAUGUCCUCAAGCUACUAUGCUACGAUAAUGAUCAAGUGGACGCCUGCAUCAUGUCCCAUCCGGUCUGCCGCAACAUGUUCGGUGCCGACCUGGAAACUCUCGCCAAGUCGAAAUUCGCUGCCCACCUCUACCGAGAUAUAUUUAUGGCAGUGGGAAAGUCAUUUGUACAAGAACCCUGGCGUGGAACAAACUAUCUUGGCACAAAUAUACACUGUCUUGUGCCUGAGAAGCAUGGAGAGAUCUUGAAUUAUAUGAACGAACGCAUUCAUGAUGAGCUCAAUAUUCAUUGGUGUAAAUUGGACCUGACUCGGUUCGGUGCUCCUGCUUACUCCAACGAAUUUGGAGAUAUACAUCCCAAGAACUCCUAUUCUUUCGAAGAGCACAAGAAAUGGUGGCAUGAGAUACAAAAAGCAAAGGCCACUUUAUUCCACUUGAGGGCUUCAGAGCUUCGCUGGACCGCUGAUAUGUUGGAAGCAAAUUCGGAUAUCCUAAAACGCACACUAGACCCGGCACAGGAAAUCCGACCAAAUACCGUACACAUCGUGUCGAGAUUGCGGUAUGGUGCUGAUGCAAUCAUGCGCUCUCCAAAUGAGAAGUUCGUCUUGUCCGAACAUUUCAUUUAUGACUUCUUGGGAAUCAUUCCGUUCGACUCGGCAUUGGACCGACUGUUGUAUAUGAUGCAAAAGCAUGGUCUUACAGAAGGUGAUCGGGUUGUGGUGAGCAAUACAAUCAUUUUACCUGGUGGCACAUCGCACCCAUCUUCUAUCGUCAAAUCAGUUCAAGUUAUUGUCGAUGGGAUGCCGAAGUUCUAUAUCUCACCCCCCGAGACGCCAGAGCAACGAGCCAAUAUCACCUGGAGGAAUGCAGCCAACGAAGAUGGUGAUCUUCUUCGCACGGCAAAUACUCCGUGGUCCGAACCGUUUGGUGCAAAUGAACGGGUUUCCUUAAAGGGGCCGUUUUUCACAGCAUUCAAAUAUGGUGAUAGCAAAGGUUACUUGCGGCCAAAACCCCUUUAUUGGGAUCCUCACAACCAGAUGGAGAAAGAAUGGUUAGGCAGUUUUGUCGAGGUUUACCGGUACUUGAAGAACUUGGAUGUAUAG